Messenger RNA from Arachis ipaensis, 1511 nucleotides. Its product is annotated as alternative oxidase 3, mitochondrial. The record is from RefSeq and is a predicted model, not a curated record. Gene Ontology annotation, molecular function: alternative oxidase activity. Gene Ontology annotation, cellular component: mitochondrion. Lineage: Eukaryota; Viridiplantae; Streptophyta; Magnoliopsida; Fabales; Fabaceae. Gene Ontology annotation, biological process: alternative respiration.
CAAAUAAUCUGUUAGUUUGAUAUAUUGGUUUUAAGAAAAACUUGGUGGACAAGGUUAAAGGAAGGAUAUUAUAAAAUUAGCAAACCAGUCAAAAGUUGAAAUGCUAGUUUCUACUUUCUAAUAUUUAACUGCCAAUAACAAUCACACAACUACGUUGAUUCUUUGAUGAUGUCUAGUUCUAGAAUCCUCUGAUUGUUCACUUUUAUAUUUGUUUACUUAUGGGAUUAGUUUGCUGAUGGUUUCAUUACAAUAUUUUAUCUAGUCUGGAAGCUUCAUAAUCAUAAUUUUCCAACAAUAAAUUAAUAUAUAAUCCCAUCAUCUUGCCAUCUGCAUAAUGAUGCAUUCAUGCAUAUAUAAAAUGGAAGAGUCUCAGCCACUUUGUUCACACACACACACACAUUGAGAUUGAAGCUCUCUCAACAUGAAGUAUAUAACUCUAACAAGGUUCGCGGCACGAGCUCUGUCUAAUAGUGGCCGGAACUAUCAGUGCCGCUGCUUCUCCUCCUCCACCAUGCCUGAGAUAAAGGAUCAGCAGCACUCGGAGGAGAAGAAGAGCGAAGUCAACAACAACAAUGGUGUGGUUUCAAGUUACUGGGGGAUCACAAGGCCAAAGGUUAAAAGGGAGGAUGGUACUGAGUGGCCUUGGAACUGUUUCAUGCCAUGGGACACUUACCAAGCAGAUGUGUCCAUUGACGUGAGCAAGCACCAUGUGCCAAAAUCCUUUGCAGACAAGUUUGCAUACAGGAGUGUCAAGUUUCUUAGGGUUUUCUCGGAUUUGUACUUCAAGGAGCGGUACGGGUGCCAUGCCAUGAUGCUAGAAACAAUUGCAGGUGUCCCUGGAAUGGUAGGAGGGAUGUUGCUGCACCUCAAGUCUCUGAGGAAGUUUGAACACAGUGGAGGUUGGAUUAAAGCACUGCUUGAGGAGGCAGAGAACGAGAGGAUGCACCUGAUGACCAUGGUGGAGCUUGUGAAACCCAGCUGGCACGAGAGGCUUCUUGUUAUUACUGCUCAAGGAGUUUUCUUCAAUGCUUUCUUUGUGUUCUACCUCAUCUCACCAAAAGCAGCGCAUAGGUUUGUUGGGUACUUGGAAGAAGAGGCUCUCAUCUCUUACACACAACACUUGAAGGCAAUUGAGACUGGCAAAGUCCAGAAUGUCCCUGCUCCUGCUAUUGCAAUUGACUAUUGGAGGCUUCCUAAGGAUGCAACUCUCAAGGAUGUUAUUACUGUCAUUCGCGCUGAUGAGGCUCACCAUAGAGACGUCAAUCACUUUGCUUCUGAUAUUCAUCAUCAAGGAAAGCAAUUGAAACAGGCUCCAGCACCUAUUGGCUAUCAUUGACUCAUUAUUUUUGUAUUCUUGGACUAAAAAAAUAAAAACUAGCUUUUGUUUUCUUUACCAUUUUUGAAAGUCAAGGUUCAAUAAAAUGUAUUCCCAUUUUCAGUGUGCAUUUUGAGACCUAAAAUAAAGUUUAGAGAAAACAAAAAUAAAAAACCAAAACCUCCUUCCAUUCUCC